Molecule: messenger RNA, 752 nt
Organism: Pieris rapae (cabbage white)
Lineage: Eukaryota; Metazoa; Arthropoda; Insecta; Lepidoptera; Pieridae
Exons: 5
Source: RefSeq, a predicted model, not a curated record
AUGGCAUAACGAGGGAAUAGUUAUACCAACGUUACUACGAGUUUUUAUUUAAGAAAUUAUGAUCACAUUAUUCUUAGUGAUUCGUGGUGAUUUUAAUCCUUGUUGAUUGAUUUUUAUCAACCAGUUACGAUAUUAAAAUGCCUAGUAAUAAAAGAGAGCGCAGUAUUAACUGGGAGAAUGAAGAAAAGCAACUUUUUAGAAAUGUUAUACGACCCUAUAUCUCAAUCAUUGAGAACAAAGAUUUAAGCACGAACACUAAUAAGCAGAAAAUGAAGGCUUGGAGUGAUAUAACUGAGAAAUUUAAUCUAGUAAAUCUAAGAACUAGAGAUAAAAAACAAUUGAUGAACCAAUGGAAGUGCACUAAAUUAAAUAGAAAAAAAGAGUUGUCAUCUUAUCGACGUGAAACUUCAAAAACUGGAGGUCGACCACAGCCACCAUCACCUUCUUUUGAAUUUUUUGAUUGUGAUGGUGCCGAGGAUAAUAAUCCAAAAGUUAAAGAAAAUCAUGUCGAGCCCAACAACAAGCAUCCCCAAACAAUGAAAACACAGAACGCAAGUAGUACUUUUAGUUUUUUAGAAGCCUCAUAUGAAGAUAUGCAUAGGUUUCGGGCCCUGGAAAAUGAGCGCCUUCAAAUAGAACAUGAAUGUAGAGUUAAGAAUAUGGCCGAGGUGCACAGUCAAGUAAUGAUAAAUUUAAAAUUACAGACAGAAAUUCUCAUGAAGACAUUAGAGUCACAAAAUAAAAAGAAUAAU